AUGCGAUUGUAUACAUCAAUCUGGGUCCCGGAAGUGUUAGCUUGGGGUUCAGACGCAACAAAUCCUGUAGGUGCUGAGUAUAUCAUCAUGGAGAUGAUUCCGGGGGUUCCGCUCGCUGAAGAACAAUGGAAAACGAUGAGCGCCUUAGAUCGCUACAGAGUGAUUGACCGAAUUGUGGAAAUGGAGAAAGAGCUCGGCAACCUGCAGUUCCCGGCAUAUGGGAGGACCUCCCUUCUGAACUUUGCGCUGUCAAUUCCCGAACAAGAACUAACGCGCAUUGCAAAUGAGCAAGCGGAGGUACAGGAUGACCUCAAUAACUUCAGCGAGGGUCAGUCCAUCAACGAAUAUCGCGACCUUUUGACAAAAGUGAAGGAUGUCCUCCCUAUUCUAGCGCAGGAUCCAAGCCUUCAAUCAGCUCAGGCGGCUCCGCUCUUCAUCCAAGCUCAAUUUGCAGAGUUCCUUAGGCCGCCCAAGGGUUACAACCCUGGCAACGAAAUCCCCAAUCCCGAGCAAAAGGAGCGAGCUAUCAAGGACAAGACACUGGCCACACAGUCGAAAUACUAUGAAAUGUCUCGCCUUACGACUGGGCUAGUUAGGGGGCUUCCGGGAUGCUGUCCCUUUGCACUUUGA
Molecule: messenger RNA, 630 nt
Organism: Aspergillus novofumigatus IBT 16806
Lineage: Eukaryota; Fungi; Ascomycota; Eurotiomycetes; Eurotiales; Aspergillaceae
Exons: 5
Coding region: 1-630 (209 amino acids)
Cellular component (GO): mitochondrion
Source: RefSeq, a predicted model, not a curated record